This is a messenger RNA of Meloidogyne enterolobii, 1276 nucleotides long. The record is from the annotation of a GenBank genome assembly. Lineage: Eukaryota; Metazoa; Nematoda; Chromadorea; Rhabditida; Meloidogynidae.
AUGCAACUUAAUGAAUUUGAAGUUUUAAGUUUAUUUGGUCAAUCAGAAGAAGAUAAUCAACGAAGAGUUAUCAAACUUCACGCAAUUACUAGAAUUGAUGAUCGAAAUCAGAUACCGAGAAUUUUUUAUUCAUUGUUAGAAUGGGGAGGGGGUGGCUGCUUCAAAGAUUACAUUUUUGAAAAACAUAAUGAAUGGGGCUGUGGAGAAAAUUGGGAAAUUAAUGAUAAUAAAGUUUUUGGAGUUAUAAAAGAAGCUGUUAUUGUUCUUAAAGAAUUAAAUGAAAAAAUAGUACAUUUGGAUUUCAAACCACAUAACCUUAUUUUUGUUCGAAAACGUCGAAGUCGGGCAAAUAACGGAAGAGGAAUUCUAAAAGCUAUAGAUUUUGGAAGUGUUAAAGUUUUUGAUAAAGAGGACAAUGAACGUUUUUAUAAAACGAUAGUAUUUCAAAAUCAACGUCAUAUAAUUUCCGGAAAGCCCCCACUUUCAUCAGAAGCUUAUCGAAGUCCCGAACAUAAAAAUACACAUUGUUCUAAACAUAAUAUAUGUCCUGUACAUGGAUUUUUAUGUCCUCAUAAUGAUAUUAAUUUAUGUCCUGACCAUAAAAAGGCAUGUCCUUUUCAUUAUUUACUCAGCGUGAAAUCGGAUGUUUGGGCGAUUGGUAUUAUUUUAUUUCAAAUUGUUAUGGGAGAUUUAAAUGCUAAAGUGAAGAAUGAGAAAAUUAAAUUGGAUAUUAAAAAUAAUAACAAACGACCAAAGUAUGGUCAAAUUUUGAUUUGGAUAAAUGAAAAGUAUAAAAUGGCAACAAGAAAUUAUAUUGAAUGGUAUAGAACUUUAUUGAAUGAUUGGGAACAUAUUUUUAGUUUUUUGACGUUAAUUUUGCAAACAAGAAUCUGUUGUCCAAAAACAUAUCUUCUGAUUAUUGCAACACUCCGAUACAAUCCUCAUCAUCGUCCAACAGCUAAUGGUAUAUUGUCAUAUCUGAAUGGGGAAUGCCAAUUAUUGUUUCCAGAACUGGAAAAUAUUUCUGAAUUGGAUAAAAUUGAAUUUCUCCCUGGACUUUCUUUAAAUUUAUUGAAAGAUAUUUUAUCAAAAAUUGCAAAUGAAGUAAAUAAAAACGAAAAUUUUGGAUUAGUAGAUAAUUUGGCUUAUAGUGAAGUGAGGGUUGAUGGGAAUAUUUUUAAUUUGCCUUUUUGUGAGUAUUACACGAAGAAUGGUGAAAAUUAAAUAUAAAAUGAUUUUAAACAAAUAUAAGAAAAGAUGUUGAGGUUUUUUUAUA